Molecule: messenger RNA, 1469 nt
Organism: Hyalella azteca
Lineage: Eukaryota; Metazoa; Arthropoda; Malacostraca; Amphipoda; Hyalellidae
Product: paired mesoderm homeobox protein 2-like
Exons: 5
Coding region: 54-1289 (411 amino acids)
Biological process (GO): regulation of transcription by RNA polymerase II
Cellular component (GO): nucleus
Molecular function (GO): sequence-specific double-stranded DNA binding; DNA-binding transcription factor activity, RNA polymerase II-specific
Source: RefSeq, a predicted model, not a curated record
AACAUGACAUAACAUGCGAAGAAAAAUUGUCUAUCAAUCUUUCCUGCGAUUCUAUGGACAUCGAUGCAAGGACGGAAGCUAAAACAGAGGGUCCUGAAGGUCCUCCAGACGAAGCAAUGCUCACCGAUCAGGACGAGGGCUCUCAAAGGGACAACUUGAGCGCAAGAUCUCCUACAGGUGGAUUUACCGACACCGAAAUAUCGAAAAGUCAGAUCACAAUGGAAGCCCGAGGCUCUGCAAGUCCCAAUGUUGAGUUGCAAGGAACAAGCCAUUCUCCGCAGCCGUCAUCUGCGUCUGAGAAGAAGGAAUGCGAGACCAAAGAGGAAGCCCAGCCCCAUAAGGUGAAGCAGCGUCGGUCUCGCACCAACUUCACGCUAGAGCAGCUCAACGAACUCGAGCGGCUGUUCGACGAGACGCAUUACCCUGACGCCUUCAUGCGGGAGGAGCUGUCGCAGCGCUUGGGGCUAAGCGAGGCCAGGGUCCAGGUGUGGUUCCAGAAUCGCCGCGCCAAGUGUCGCAAGCACGAGAGCCAAAUGCACAAAGGUAUGCUGCUCUCCCCCAGCCACGGGGGUGAAGGGGUGACGGUGAUGGCGUCUGGGGGGGUCCGGCUGCGGGCAGCCCCUGGGGGGUCAAUGGGUCUGCCUGGGAUGACGAUCCACAGCUUGUCUGGGGGACUGUCGGGGCCCGGGGGCUUAACCCCCAUGGGGAUGGCAUCGUUCGUGUCCCCAUUGAGGCUACACUCCCCUCUCUACGAUAGACUUAACCCCAUCCCUGGUCUGCAGCUAGACCCCGCGCUGCUGUCUGCAGCUCACCAGUACGCGGCCGCGGCAGCUGUCUCCAUCAGCGCCUCCAUCAGCAACAUCAACGGCACCCACAUCAGCGGGGACGGCCCUGCCGGGGACAUGUCUACUGCUGCCAUAUCUACAUCGAGUCUACUUUCCUCUUCUAAUGACUCUAGUAGGGUCGGAAAUCUACCCAUACCUACAACAAUUCCUCUCAGUCUACCUUCUACUUCUACACCGAGCUUGUCAAACCCAAUGAUGAAUCUCAACUCCCAAACUGGUCUUCCUCCACUACCCUGUCUUCCAUCAACUCUGCCCUCAGGUCUUGGUGGAGUGCCCGCCUCUUCCCUCCUCUACUACCCUCACCCCACCUACCCUCUUGCCCUUACUGCCCUCACAGCCACUGAUAGAAUAUCUUCUAAGACUUCUUCCAUAGCAGACCUGCGACUCAAGGCAAGGAAACAUGCUGAGUCAUUCGCCAUGGCCAGCGCUUCGCUUCAGGACUGAAUUGCUGUGCCAGUGAUGAAAACAACUCAACGGCCGUGAACUGCUCCAAGAAAAGUAAAAUUUAUGCAUUUUUGCAUAAAAUUGUUUAAAACACAAACAUGUAUAAUGUUUUUAUUUCAAAUAAGAUUACCCAAGACGAACUGAUGUUCGUUAUUAACGCUCACGUUGUGUUUUUGUUAG